This is a messenger RNA of Schistocerca nitens (vagrant locust), 1555 nucleotides long. It is a transcript of the gene Creld, whose product is annotated as cysteine-rich with EGF-like domain protein 2. The record is from RefSeq and is a predicted model, not a curated record. Bases 162 to 1253 code for a protein of 363 amino acids. The transcript is spliced from 8 exons. Gene Ontology annotation, molecular function: calcium ion binding. NCBI's taxonomy places the organism in Eukaryota, Metazoa, Arthropoda, Insecta, Orthoptera, Acrididae.
UAUUAGAGGAAGUCGUGGUGCUAAAGUUCGCUCGCGAUUCGUUAUUCUCAUGUUAUUCGUUGUUUUACUUGUUUGUAGUAUAACUCUGGAAAUACGAUUUGCCGGUAGCAUGGAUGGAUUACGUGUUCGAAUUGUAGCAGACGACUGACGGUCAAGCAGAAAUGUAUCGCAAGGCAGUUUUAUUAAUGUUGGUAACCCACUUGUUGUAUGCAGUAUCAGAUGACAAAGUUGACAAAUUACAUUCUCUAAAACUACCUCCAUGCCAAGCAUGCCGAGGUCUUGUUGCAUCAUUCAAGAAGGGACUGGAGCGCACCGCUCGGGGUAAAUUUGAAGGUGGUGAUGCAGCGUGGGAAGAGGAGAAAUUGGGCAGUUAUGCCAGCAGUGAACUGCGUCUUGUGGAGAUACAGGAGGAGCUUUGCUCUGAUGUUGAACGUGGCAAGAACCAGUGUCAUCUGCUUGCUGAAGAUGCAGAGCAGUUAAUUGAAGAAUGGUGGUCUAGCGGACAAAAACAGGAUUUAUACAGCUGGCUGUGUAUUGAGAAAAUGGAGUUCUGCUGUCCAGAAAAUCAUUUUGGAAGUGACUGUACACCAUGUCCUGGCUAUCCAGAUAAUAUUUGUGGUAAAAAUGGAAAGUGUAAGGGUGCAGGCACACGUAAAGGUAAUGGUAAAUGUUUGUGUGAUUCUGGUUAUGCUGGUGAUAACUGUGAUCGAUGUAAUGAAACUAGCUAUGAAGCAUACCGUGAUGACACCAAACUACUUUGCUCUCCUUGCCAUAUGUCCUGUGUUAAUGGCUGUUCCGGAGCAGGUCCUAAAGGAUGUUCUUCAUGUAGAGAAGGGUGGCUGAAGGAUGAAAAAAUGGGCUGCAUUGAUGUAGAUGAGUGUUUGUCCUUAGACAGAGCAUGCCGUAAAAACCAGUUUUGUGUCAACAAUGAGGGAUCCUUUUCCUGUUUAGAAUGUGACAGAGCGUGUGAUGGGUGCUAUGGUGAUGGCCCUGAUCUGUGUAUUAAAUGUGCCAAAGGUUACAAAAAGGAAGACAACAUUUGUGUAGAUGAAAUGGAGGCACGGCAAAACUUCCACGCUAAACUGACUCGCUACCUGACAUACUUCGGUCUGUGUGUUGCAACCUGCAUUGUACUUCAGAAGAAUACUUUGGUUGCUGGAGCUAUUGGCUUGUCUGUAGCAUUAUAUAUUUCAGUGUCAGAGUACACCCUACGUUCAACUCCAGCAUCUAGUCCAAUACUCAACAAAGUGUGAUGAUAAGACUGAUAUAUCAGUCAGUGGGGCUUAUGUUGGCGGCUUUAUUGUUCAGUUUUAUCAACACUUUUAAUACUUCUAAUAGUCACACUCUUGGUGAUAUACUUUUCAUCUUCCUGGACAUGACAAAGUGGAAAGUACUAUGUAUAUCUUCCCAGGGCACAUAAGGGCAUUCACACAAUGAUUCAGUCAUGUUUAAGUUAUUUCAUUAUAGUUCCUUCAGCACAAGUAUUCAAUGGUUUUGUGUGUGUGUGUGUGUGUGUGUGUGUGUGUGUGUGUGUGUGUGUGUGUGUGUGUGUGUG